Messenger RNA from Ipomoea triloba (trilobed morning glory), 3324 nucleotides. Its product is annotated as immunoglobulin A1 protease autotransporter-like. Gene Ontology annotation, biological process: DNA repair; mitotic sister chromatid cohesion. Lineage: Eukaryota; Viridiplantae; Streptophyta; Magnoliopsida; Solanales; Convolvulaceae. Gene Ontology annotation, cellular component: nucleus; chromatin. The coding region runs from base 263 to 3043 and encodes 926 amino acids. The transcript has 15 exons. The record is from RefSeq and is a predicted model, not a curated record.
UUAUUUAUUUUAUUCAUAAUCUCUUCUCUGCGUUCGUGGAGUCAUCUGGCUUUACUGGUUUUCUAGGGUUCCGCGACCUAUCUGAAUAAGACUCAAUCCGUCUCUUCUCUCCAAUCUUCCCUCCCGACAGGGAAUACCACCAAAGCGACGAGGGAUUUCGUGGUCCGGGAGUUGAGGAGGACGACGAGGGAACUCUCUUCCUAGGGUUUCGUUUCAUGGUCUGAGUUGGAAUCGGUAGAUUUGUGUGGGAGAUCUUGAGAAGAUGGCGGCGUCCUCAGGGAGAGGGCUCGAGGAGCAGUUGGCGGAAGCUGGAAACAAGCUUCUCAAGCCUCCUUCUUCGGUUGAUGAACUCCUCCCUUUACUCGACGAAGCUGAGUCUUUCCUCACAAAAGUGGAGCAGUCACCAGCUAAAUCCAUGCAUGAUGCACUUUCUCCAAUGAUUAAGGCAUUGGUAGCGGAUGAACUUUUGAGGCAUUCUGAUGUUGAUGUGAAGGUUGCCCUUGCUUCUUGCUUAAGCGAGAUCACAAGAAUUACUGCACCGGAUGCCCCAUAUGACGAUGAAAAGAUGAAGGUUGUGUUCCAAUUAAUAGUUUCGUCUUUUGAGAAUUUAUAUGAUGAGUCAAGCAGAUCCUUUAGCAAGAGGGCUAUGAUUCUUGAAACCGUGUCCAAGGUCCGGUUAUGUGUUGUUAUGUUGGAUCUGGAAUGUGAUGCACUUAUCUCUGACAUGUAUCAGCACUUCCUUAAGGCCAUUAGAGAAUAUCAUCCAGACAAUAUCUUCUCAUCCAUGGAAUCAAUCAUGAUACUUGUACUCGAAGAAAGUGAAGAUAUUUCUAUGGACCUGGUUACUAAGCUACUGGAUAGUGUCAAAAAGGAGAAUGAGGAGAUAAAGCCAAUUGGUAAAAGGUUGGCAGAGAGUGUAGUUGCAAAAUGUGCUAGCAAGCUAAAGCCUUACAUAACUCAUGCUGUAAAAUCUCUGGGCAUUUCUUUGGAUGAGUACAGUAAAGUUGUAAGUUCUGUACUGCAAGGGACUCCUGUAGCUGCUGAGCAUAAUAAUGAUACUUUGAAAGAACUAUCGUGUGUGGAGAGCAAGUUAGCUAGUUCUGCCGAGAGAGCUCAUGAAACUCAGACUGUUGAGAACAAAGCAUCUACUGUGUCUUCAGAUGAGUUGGGCCAGAUGGCUGUUGACACUAAACAAGAGGCAUGUUCAAAAGAUGAAAAUCAAGCUGUGAAUACAUCUCCUAAGUCAGUUACUAGUAGUGGUGUUAAUGGAGGGAAUUCUGUAGAAACCGAAUCUUUAGCAAAGUCGGGGGAUCAUGGUCCUAACCAGACAGAUAUUGCAAAGCUGACACCUAAAUCUGACACUGAUGAUUCACAGGCCAAUAGCUCAAUGAAAUCAGAGCCAGACAAGUCUGAUUACAGUGCUAAGGAACAGGGAGGGAAGUCUAACUCACAAACAAAUUCUGCAGAAUCUUUGGACCAAGCUCCUGAUAAUACAGAAAAAGAGACUGAGAAGCUUCCAGAUAGUCAAAGAAGUGAGAGAGAUGUUCAUGGUUCACUUGUUGAAAAUCCACCUGAUAAUCAUCCAGAUGAACAAAAAAGUAAAGGUGAAGAUAUUGACAGUUUGCCUGCUGACAACACAACUGAUGAGGCAGCCAAACUAUUGGAUGAAAACAAGACUAGUGCUCAGAUUUCUCCACAUAAAACAUCUGAGGAUGAAGCUGCCAAUGUUGCUUCCUCACACCCUAGUCAGAGCCUUCCUGAUGAAAUCCAUGAGGAAGAAGAGCCUACUCAGCCAAAGGAGGAUGAUGAUUUGGUUCAGGACGAGAGUGUCUCUACUGAAAUUGCAUCUAAGAAGCCAUCUGAUGGGACAAGUGAUUCUGAAGCACAGCCACAGGAGGAUCCUGGUAUCAGGGUGCAGACUGAGACUUCUCAUGAGGAAGAAGCUGGUACCAUGAGUGAUGCAGAGGCAAAAGACAUAAAACAGCGAGGUGAGAAGGCUGAGACUAAUAUCACAGAGGGUGGUUCCUCAAUAAGAAAGAAGAAUAACACAAAAAGACGUGGACGUGGAAAGGCUAAUAUGGACAUUGAUGUGCCAAAGUCCUCUGCAAAAGAUGAUAGCAAUAAGAUGUCUUCACAAGAGUCUCCUCAGAGGUCUGCUGAAGAUGAUGGUAAAGAAGGAAGCCAAAGAAAGAACACAAAGAGAAAGCGUCCUUUGGGCAAGGAGAAAGUACCGGAUAUAGCAUAUGAUGAGAGCCUUGUUGGUUCCAAGGUCAAAGUUUGGUGGCCAUUGGAUAGUGUAUUUUAUGAAGGUGUCGUAGAAUCCUAUGAUCCUGUUAAAAAGAAGCAUAUGGUUUUGUACACCGAUGGAGAUGAAGAAUUUCUGAAUCUUAGGAAGGAACGAUGGGAAAUUGUUGGUGAACAUUUGAUGGGAGAAUCGGACUUGGACGAACCAUCUAGCCCUGAUGCUUCUGCCGAGAUGCAGAAGAAGAAAAAAACCAGAAGACAGGCUGAAACAUCAAAGCAUGACAGGUCAGAUGUUUCACCUAGGAGUGGUGGAUCCAAGGCCAAAGGCACAGCUACAAAAUCUGGUCGUAAAUCCAAGGAUGAUGUUAUUGUUGAGCCAAAAUCCAAAGACCGCGGCCUAAAAUCUGGUGGUAAAUCUAAGGAUGUGACUAGUAAUAAACUUAAAAAUGAUUCUGAAAAGGGCUCGGGUAAGUUGAAAGAUGUUAUUAGCAGCAGCUCUCCGAGGUCUAAGUCCAAGACAGAUAUCUCUCCUAAGACUGCCAGCAAAUCCCAGCAAGACACUGUGACAAAAUCAAUCCCCAGGUCAAAAGGUAAAGCUCUUCAAAGCGGUGGUAAGCCCAGUGCCAAUGGCGGUACAGGCAAAGGAAAGUCUAUGUCAAAGGGCAAGGAGACUGGGGAUGUGAAGGAAAAGUCCACAGAGGUAGCAAAAACACCAGAUAGCGGGAAGGGGAAAGCUUCGGGAGCAUCCAAGGAGCAAGAAACUGAGUCAAAGAUUGGGAAGAAGAGAAAGAGGAAGUAAAAACUGAGAAUAGGGGGUGUCCUACUGUAAUCUCUGACUAUUGUCUUAGUUGCCUAGGUAAUUUUUUUUUUUUUUCGGUUUUUGCUCGGAUAUAUUCUAUUCCUUUAGAAAUAAUUUGUGUUAUUAUCUUAUUUAAGUUGACUAGAUGUAUCAUACUUCUUUUUGUGGAGCCAAUAGUACCAUAUGAUGUUGGUUAGUUUAUAGUGCCCUGUGGAUAACUGCAAAUUCGGAUAUGGAGCAUUGCCAUUGUGUUAUUGUACUCAAUUCCAGCCUCUUGCUUA